AAUUAACUGGUCUAAAGUAUGACGAUGGAGAUGGCUUUGUAUGCUAGAAAGAAGACCGAGCUCAUCACAAAUUUUUCAAUUGAGGUAGUCUCAACAUUUCUGUUGAACACACAAAUUAACACGAAUCUUGUCUUGAGUAUCAUUUUACCGUCAGUAUCUCUAAGGGAUUAUUUCAAGCAAACUAUACAAAUUCCACCGCAAAUCGUUACCUACUCAUGUUGUUUGAUUCGUUGGGAAUAUUCGAAGCCCGGUAGUCUACCUUCGACCGUAACAAGUUUUUAUUAAAGCCAGCAACCUGGCGGAUCCGACCUGCAACCCUAUCCAGUUUGUAUCUCAGGAUGCCUGUCAACCGGGCAGCCUGUUCAAGCGGGAGAGAGAAAACUGUCAACAUGCCCAAGCUGAUAUGUUCCAGCAAGUACCGCAAGUACCACAAGCCAAGGGUUCGACUUCAGAUGUGGACUAUAGUAACUUGGAUAUCAUAAAAGCUACUCAGAAUGGAGCAUUAGAAAGGUGUAAGCAGCUUAUUGAUGAGGGUUUUGAUAUAAAUCAAAGAGACACUGAAAAUGUGACUCUGCUGCAUUGGGCUGCAAUCAAUAAUCGUAAAGAAAUAAUCCGCUUUUACAUAUCCCGUGGGGCACUAGUUGAUGCUGUUGGUGGGGAUUUGAUGGCCACUCCUCUGCAUUGGGCAACAAGGGCAGGACAUUUGGGAGCUGUAGUGCUUCUGAUGCAACAUGGUGCAGAUCCCUUAAUAUGUGAUGGUGAUGGACUGCAGUGCAUUCACAUUGCUGCCCAAUUAGGAUUUGCAGGGAUCAUGGCAUAUUUCAUUGCUAAGGGCGCCAACAUGGAUGGACAAGAUCGAGGUGGAAUGACACCCCUCAUGUGGAGCGCAUACCGAGUCACCAGGUGCGCAAGUUCAAGUCUGGAUCCAACUCGUAUGCUGUUAACUCUUGGAGCAUCUUCAGCAUUUCAAGAUAAUUUUCAUGGAAACACUGCAAUUCAUUGGGCCAUAGUUGCACGCAACUCUACUGCUGUCACAACAUUGGUAACAAAUGGUGCUAACCUCACAACCCGCAAUAAUACUGGACAAACGCCUUAUGAUCUACUUAAAGGAAAUAGAGACAUGUUUCUUAGUGAGAAAGUGCUGGAAAAAAUGGAAGAGGUGGAGAGAAAUUCCAGACCAAAGUCUACAUGUGAUCGACUUACUAAAAAUAAGAAAGUUAAGGUGUGGAUCACAGGUCUUAUUCCAGCUUCAGGCAUUUUUAUUAUUGGACAAUUAUUUCAGUCAUCAAUUCCAGUACCAAUUAAGUGUGUUAUUCUUUUGUUAAGUUAUGUAUUUGGAUAUUUUGCACGCCCUUACGUGUGUAACGACAAAUAUUUUACUGUUCUUCCCCUUGCAACUUAUUUUGGAACAAAGUUUUGGGUUUACAUGACAUGGCUGGUUUGGAUAGUGCCUCAUGUAAAUAUCUGGUCCACCAUUGCUAUGCUUAUCAGUUCUAUACUUCUUUGGUACAAUUUCUUGAAAGUUUGGAAAGGUGAUCCGGGUAUUGUGUCAAGCACAAGAGAGGAGAAAUUCAGGCUCAUCAUUGAUGAAGCCGAAAAAAGAGGAUUUGACUCCCGCUCCUUUUGUAGUUCAUGUCUAGUACAUAAACCUCUUCGCUCGAAGCAUUGUGGUGUGUGUGACCGCUGCAUUGCCAAACAUGAUCAUCAUUGUCCAUGGGUUUCAAACUGUAUUGGAGAGAAAAAUCAUCGUCACUUUAUUGGCUAUUUGAUCAUGCUUUUAGUUAUGAUCUUUUUUAUGAUUUAUGGUGCUUCACAGUAUUGGCAGAAAGCCUGUGAUAUACCGUCGUCUUCAGGAUUUUUCGGAAGCCUCAUUGCCUCUGCCCAGUGUGAUGCAUGGGUCAUGUGGAUCACAUUCAAUUGUUUCCUACAUGCUAUUUGGGUGUUCUUGCUUCUUGGUUGUCAAACUUACCAGAUUGUAAUUUUGGGUAUGACAACAAAUGAAAGAUUAAACCAUUGGCGCUAUCAACAUUUUCAGCAGGGAGGUGUCUCCCAUAGUCCAUUCCAUAGAGGAUAUUUCCAAAAUUUAGUUGAUUUCUUUGGCUGGCAUUGUUUUGGAUUAUUGCACCCAGAUCAAACAGAUUGGUCAAAGACAUUUCAUGUGGGUGCGGAGGCAGAACACCCAUUACUUAACACCAAAGAAAACUACCAAUAUGUUUAAAACACAUAUUAAUGUUAGCCGGAGUAAGUGCCAUUCCCAGACUGUUAAUUUUCGUAAGCUGAAUAGCGGGGUCAGACUGAGAUGCAGCACACCCAAGUAGAGUGCUCUACGCACAAAUUAAAUUGUAAGUAAAAUUUUAUGUGGUGCUGUAUUUUCCAGGACCAUUAUCCAAGCUGAAUAGUAAAGAAACUUGCAGUUUAUGGGGGAUGAUACUCAUUGUUCUUCAAUGUGUUAAAUAAGUUUCACGUCAAUUAACGUAAUGUUAUUUUAUAUUUAUUUGUGAGUUUGGAGUUAAGCUUACUGCUGAUUGAGGAAAAUCUAUAUUGAGCUUUUGCCCUUUUAUAAAGAAUUUGCUGAAUUAGUGCAGUGUAAAGUUGCUAACCUGUAGCACUCUGGAAAUUUUGAGAAGUUUUGGAUUCAGGUGAUGAAGUACUGUAUUUAGAAUAGUUAUUAUUUCUCCCUACGCUGGACAUAGGGUGCAGUCUGCCUAUUGAUCAACUACAUAUUAACAUGUAACAUUUUUGAGAUUACCCCUUCUGUAUUGUGCUAACAUGUCAACAUUCAUUUUAUAAUGUGAUUUAGUAUUUUCAUACAGCUAUAAGAAUAGUUUGUGCAUCUUGGCUCUACCAUAUUCAAAACCACUCAUCAAUUUGAUUGGUUUUCUUAUGGUAUUGAUCAAACGCUCAGGAAAAGAUAAAGUUAAGUUUGAUUUGAAGCUCGACUUGUUACAAACCGCUUGUCCCUUUUGUAAAGCACACACGGCGCUUCGGCGCUUUGGCGCGGCGCUGGUAAAACCACGCAAGGUACGUAUCAGUAUUUUUUUUUAUUUUUUUUUGACAUUUUCAGACAACUUGUAUAUUGUGAUAGACGGAAACUUCCUCUUUCCAAUAGUAUAGGUCUCAAAAAUCAUCCCUAAACAGAGUUGCGUGAUUUCGCCAGCACUGGAGAGCCAUCCGUGCUUUGCAA
Frankliniella occidentalis (western flower thrips) is the source of this 3184-nucleotide messenger RNA. RefSeq names its product palmitoyltransferase Hip14 (gene Hip14). The record is from RefSeq and is a predicted model, not a curated record. Gene Ontology annotation, biological process: protein palmitoylation. Gene Ontology annotation, molecular function: protein binding; palmitoyltransferase activity. The transcript is spliced from 13 exons. Lineage: Eukaryota; Metazoa; Arthropoda; Insecta; Thysanoptera; Thripidae. Bases 404 to 2218 code for a protein of 604 amino acids. Gene Ontology annotation, cellular component: Golgi membrane.